AGAGAGAGAGAGAGCAAACUUUGUCACGCUGCCGCUGCACCGACGCUCGUCUCCGCACACACCGGGACAAAGAGGACCACUUCUCCGCGACUGGUGUUGUUACAUUUUCCCCUGGCCUCUCCAUCAACCAUUUCCCACUGUGUGAAGAAAAGUGAAAAAGAGUAUUAAUGAAUCAAUAUUCGCUAGCCGACGCCAUGACAGACAAAGGAAACUUCACAGUUCCGAAGUUAUCAGAGUCUAACAUGGGAUUUGGCGUGCUGGGAGUGUUUCUGGGGCUGCUCCUAGAGGUCUCCACCCAUGGACCCCACGCUGUGCCUCGAACCUCUUGGAGACACCAAGAUUUAGAUCUGAUGGAGUUUUCGGAGCCUGACAUCUUCAACUACUCCACGUUGUUGCUGAGUGACAAAAGUGAUGCGCUGUAUGUUGGAGCCAGGGAGGCCAUCUUUGAGCUCAGCAAGAAGAACGUGACUGUCAAAAACAACAAGGCUCAAUGGACAGUUGCAGAAAACCCCAUGAUGAUGUGUACGCUUAAAGGAAAAUCAAAAGAGAGAGAUUGUCUUAACUACAUCAGAGUGCUCCAAGUCGUAGACGAUAAGCGGCUCUACGUCUGCGGCACGCACGCAUUCCAACCUCAGUGUGACUACUUGAGCCUCGCUGACUUCUCGUUGGACGGUCGACCUGAAGAUGGCCGGGGAAAGUGCUCCUUUGACCCGUCACAAAGCUUUACUACUGUCAUGGUUGAUGGAGAGCUGUACUCGGGGACGGCUUAUAAUUUCUUAGGCAGCGAACCGAUUAUAUCCAAAUACUCUCCAUCACAGUCCCUGCUGAGGACAGAGUACUCCACAUCAUGGCUCAAUGAGCCCAGUUUUGUUUUUGCCGACGUGAUCAGCGAAGGGGGUAACAGAGUAGAAGGCGAAGACGAUAAAAUCUACUACUUCUUCACCGAGGUGUCAGUGGAGUACGAAUUCUUUGGCAAGCUGCUCAUCCCCAGGGUGGCGCGCGUCUGUAAGGGUGACCUCGGGGGGCAGCGCACCCUGCAGAAGAAAUGGACGUCCUUCCUGAAAGCCAAGCUGGUGUGCUCCAUGCCCGAGCUCAACUUUGUUUUCAACGUAGUCCAUGACGUCUUCAUCCUGAAGGGGGCAGACUGGAGAGACACCGUCAUCUACGGGGUCUUCACCUCCCAGUGGGGUAACGUGGGCUUGUCAGCAGUGUGCGCUUACAACAUGACAGCUGUGGAAGAAGUCUUCUCCAAGGGCAAGUACAUGCAGAAGGCCACAGUGGAGCAGUCCCACACCAAGUGGGUCCGGUACAACGGCAUCACUCCUUCUCCUCGUCCUGGAGCAUGUAUUAACAACCUGAUGCGGCGGCAGAACAUCAGCAGCUCCCUCCACCUGCCAGACAAGACCCUCCAGUUUGUGAAGGACCACCCCCUGCUGGAGGACCCCGUCCUGCCCAUCGGAAAUGGGCCUCGGCUCAUCACCAAAGACGUCAACUACACUCAGAUUGUUGUGGAGAGGGUCCGUGCGCUCGAUAAGAACAUUUAUGACGUCAUCUUCACCGGAACAGAUAAGGGAAUCCUGCACAAGUCGGUGGUGUAUGAAGGAGAAGUGCACAUUGUGGAGGAGAUCCAGCUACUGAAGAAAUCUGAGUCCAUUAAGAACCUGCUGCUGUCCUCAGAGACCCGGUCCCUGUACGCUGGUUCUGACUCCGGUGUGGUCCAGUCCCCCACAGCCUUCUGCGGCCGGUAUCUGUCCUGCGAUGACUGCGUCCUGGCUCGGGACCCGUACUGUGCCUGGGACCCUCACGCUGCUGCCUGCGUCAUUAUCUUUGAUGUUCCCAGCAAACAGCACGGGAAGCUAAUCCAGAGCCUGAAAGGUGACGCAGACAAGUGUCCGGCAGCAUCAAGUCUGUCUCUGAAGGACUACCGCCGUGUGACGGUGAAACCAGGUAGCUCUGCUGAGCUGCCGUGCCUGGGACACUCCAACCUGGCCCAGGUGAUGUGGAAGUCCAACGGCUCGGCCCUCACCGAGGCCUCUCGCUUCCACCUCAUAGGCGAGAACGGCCUCCUCAUUUACAGCGUGGCUCCAGAGGACCAGGGUCACUACGAGUGCUGGUCAGUGGAAUGGGCCCCGGCUGCUGGGAAGAACUUCAGCCGCCUCCUGGCCGGAUACGUCCUCACUCUGGACCUCCCGCCCGGAGCUCCAAACCAGGCGGGCCACGUUUCCACCACCCUCGUCAGCCAGGAGACAUCGAGCACACGCGCAGCUGAAGGUAAUGGUAAGACAGACAGAGCCCUACUAACGUCGGCCCUCGCCCCUCCCAGCUUCACAGCCACAGUCCAGUUGACCUCCCCGCCCCAAACUGACUCAUCACUAACACCGCCGCCCAGCAGCACCAUCAAGUUCCCGCCGAAGCAGCAUCCUCCCCCCAGCUCUAACGCUCCGCGCCCAGAAAACUCAGGAGACCCGGCGGCUGAGUAUUUGCAGCACAACAACAGCACCGCCCUCCUCUUCCUCUUCCUCCUGUUCUUCCUCCUCUUCCUGGCCGCCCUGGUGUACAACUGCUACAUGCAGUAUCUCCCAGCUCCCUGCCUGCGGUUGAGAGCUGCUCUGUUGGGCAGUCACAAGAGCGCCAUUCAGCCCGAGUACCGGGCCUGUGAGGCGGGUCUGAUGGAAUCAUCCGCAACCAAUAAAAUUAACAUGACGGAGCAACCGACGCAGAACGGCAGCCAAACCACUCAAAACCUCCGGGCGCUCCGCGACACCGGGUACGAGACUGAACCCGAGUGUGGCAACGGUCAGAUCCCGUCCCACACUUUUGGGAACGACAGCCCGUCACAGGAGAAACCCUUCGACGUGGACUGUGAUUCUCAGUCCAUCCAGUUUGCAGAUGCAGAUGAACCUUACUAGUAGCCAGAAGCCUCUGCUCUGCUUAGGUUUCUCCAGCGGGGGCUUCAGAUAGGGGUUCACACUCUCGCUGCUUUUUUCCACGACUCACAAGUCUUUAGUGCUUUCCUCUAUAUGAAAGGACGUUCAGUGUACAGCAUCGCAUGAAGUUUAAUCAUCACAAGGCGUCAGGUGUUCCACUCGCCUGGAGAGAGAUUUAACUCCUGUCUGGUCUAGGGUUUAUGAUGAUGAAGCAAAAAACUGUUUUCACAGAAGCUGCACCCUCUCAGCUUAGUCCAGCAAGAAAAGCUAUUUCUUAAAUUCCAAAUUGGAAACAUUGUUUACCAAAUUGGUAAGUUGCCUUGAUGUUUUCCAAAUUGGAGUCUUUUUUUUUUUUUUUUUGUACAGCCUGGAUGAAAAAUAGUCUCUUGAAGCUUUUUGCAUUUUGAUUUUUUUUUUUUUAGAAGCAACAUGUAGGCUAAUGGACUGAGGUCAAUGCUUCAACAUUAAAGUGAUUUCUCAGGGAAGAUUUGCUCAGCACGUUAUAGCCUAGCUUUGUACGGUGUUGCCAUCUGCUUCACUGCUUCUGGUACGUGGCCCUUUUAUCUCACCCAGUGAAUCGGCAAUGUCGGGUUUGAAAGUCAGAGGAAGAGAGGAGAAAAAAAAACAAGAGGACAAGCGAGGACUUGCAUGAUUUAAAAAUGCUUGAAAAAAAAAAUCAAACCACUGUCUUGUGUAGAGCUGUCUUUGAGUGACAAUGUUGAGUUUCUCUACUCUGAUGGUCCUGUGUAUUAACCUCUACUAGUCAUUUACCCUCAUGUGGUCUGUUAAUAACGUAAAUAUGUUCUGUAUGACGUGAUGCUUGAUUAAAUCAUCCAUCAGCCCCUGGACACAGUCUAUAAAAAGUUAUUUUUUUAUUAUUAUUUUUAACUAAGCCUUCAGUUUUAGAACAUUUGCAGAGAAUUAUUAUUUAAGAGUCACAUCUGUGGAAAUAUCAUUCUGUCUAUUGUGUAUAAGUAGUUGUGAUCAUCCUCAUUUGUUUUUAGUUUAUUUAUUACAGCACAUUUUUUUUUUUUUUUUUUUAUAGAUUCCAGCUCAUUAGUCUUCCUCUUGUCUGUGUUGCAUGUCACCCCUUGUUUAGAUUUCCUGUUUUCCUCAAUACUCUCUUUUCCCAUCACUCCCUCCCUCACAGUCUCCUCUCCCGUCGACACUUCAUCCUCCCUGUCCUCCUCUGGAAGUAGCACUCCCUCUGCCCUCCCUUCCUCCUCCUCUUCCUCUUCUUCUUCCACCUCUUCCUUCACCAAGCCCCACAUUGUGGAGGCCCGGGAGGCAGAGGUGAGACUGUUGCCUCCCUUGCUGAAGGACCAGGCCUGGGGGGUUCAUGCCCAGGAGGCCUUCCUCCUCUUCUGCCUGGCGUUGGGUGAGUGGUGUCUGUGACGUUGACUCGGCUCACACCUCCCGAACUGGAAAUCCAUUCCUCUCACUUUUUAACCCUCCCUUUUUCACUCUCUCUCUCUAUGCUUUCUGCACGUUGCAUGUUUCCUAAACAUAAACUAACCAGGAGUGUAUGUGUGUGUGUGUUUCUGGACCUUUUUAUAACAAGCCUGUCCUGUUCGAGGCGUAGUGGAGAACUAUUCAUCUCCAUCUUAGGUGUCUGGUGAGAUACCUGCAUAAUUAGUAAAUGUUGAAAAAGACAAGAUUCAAUAUUAAACCGUCAGCCUCUCAGUGAUCUGAUUGGCUUACAAUUCUCAAUUAUAUGUGAAUGAAAGGUACAGUUUUGUUUAUAGUAUUAUGUAACAACAGUCGGACGUGAAACCUGUAAAAUUUAGAAGUGGAUCCUUUUUUUUUUUUUAUCCAGGGUGUUAUUGUAGACUCAAAUGUCUUACAUCUCAAUACUUUAUCUGGAUCAUUUUUGUGCCUGUAAACAAGUGUAAAUAUAGUUGUAUAUAUGGAAAAAUACCAUUUGAAGAUGUACAUAAAUUUAGGGGUACGUUUUGGGACAAUUUUUCUUGGUAGGGAGGCUAAA
Messenger RNA from Anoplopoma fimbria (sablefish), 4911 nucleotides. It is a transcript of the gene sema4d, whose product is annotated as sema domain, immunoglobulin domain (Ig), transmembrane domain (TM) and short cytoplasmic domain, (semaphorin) 4D. Gene Ontology annotation, molecular function: chemorepellent activity; semaphorin receptor binding. Lineage: Eukaryota; Metazoa; Chordata; Actinopteri; Perciformes; Anoplopomatidae. The transcript has 16 exons. Bases 168 to 2909 code for a protein of 913 amino acids. Gene Ontology annotation, biological process: positive regulation of GTPase activity; negative regulation of transcription by RNA polymerase II; positive regulation of cell migration. The record is from RefSeq and is a predicted model, not a curated record.